Messenger RNA from Cutaneotrichosporon cavernicola, 510 nucleotides. RefSeq lists its product as uncharacterized. The transcript has 4 exons. Gene Ontology annotation, molecular function: poly(A) binding. The record is from RefSeq and is a predicted model, not a curated record. Gene Ontology annotation, cellular component: cytoplasm. Lineage: Eukaryota; Fungi; Basidiomycota; Tremellomycetes; Trichosporonales; Trichosporonaceae. The coding region runs from base 1 to 510 and encodes 169 amino acids.
AUGGCAGAACGCGACUCACCGCGCAUCGAGGAGACCGACGUCGACGAGGAGCUGCAGCGUAUGCAGGCCGAGUUGGCCAAGUUUGAGGAUGAGAAGAGUCAGCUCGAGAAGGGAGAGAAGGAGGACAAGGACGACGAGGAGAUGGAGGACGAGUCUCCCGCCGCCGUCGACGCGCGUAGCGUGUAUAUCGGAAACGUUGAUUAUGGCGCGACCCCAGAGGAAAUCCAGGCGCAUUUCCAGGCGUGUGGGACUAUUAAUCGGGUUACGAUCCUGUGCGAUAAGUUUACGGGCCAUCCCAAGGGCUUCGCCUACGUCGAGUUCGCCGACCCCACGAUCGUGCAGAACGCGCUCGUGCUCAACGAGUCGUCGUUCCGCGGCCGCAUCAUCAGCGUCAAGGAGAAGCGCACCAACGUCCCGGGCAUGGGUGCUCGUGGGCGGGGUCGUGGUCGGGCACGGGGCCGCGGGUUCCGUGGCCGCGGAAGGGGAGGUCGUGGUCGUGGGCAGUGGUAG